Pongo pygmaeus (Bornean orangutan) is the source of this 3549-nucleotide messenger RNA. It is a transcript of the gene CLBA1, whose product is annotated as clathrin binding box of aftiphilin containing 1. Gene Ontology annotation, cellular component: AP-1 adaptor complex; trans-Golgi network membrane. Gene Ontology annotation, biological process: intracellular transport. NCBI's taxonomy places the organism in Eukaryota, Metazoa, Chordata, Mammalia, Primates, Hominidae. The transcript is spliced from 4 exons. The record is from RefSeq and is a predicted model, not a curated record. Bases 15 to 1199 code for a protein of 394 amino acids. Gene Ontology annotation, molecular function: clathrin binding.
CUGGCGGCUCCAAGAUGCAAGGCCGGCGGGAGCUGGGGGGAGAGCCUUUGAGUGACCUCCAGGAGGAAGCAGCCAGCGCUUCCCUCCGAGUGGCACCUGAGAGGCUGAGUGAUGACAGUUUGGAAUGGAGACGGACCUGCCCCGACCUUCUCCUGUCGGAUGGGAAAGCCAGCAUCUCCAUGCCCCGUGAGGGCGGUUCCACCUGCGCUGCCCGAUGUCCUGACCCUGGGGAACACAGCGGCACUUGGGGGGAGUUUGAAGGCUUUCGGGAAUCUUCAGCCGAGUCUGGACAAUUCUCACAGUCCCUUGAACUCCUGGAGGGACCCACAGAACCCCAGCCACCGAAAACCACUUCUGCCCCAAAAGAGUGCAGUUCUCACCAACCAUGCCAGGGUGGACCUUGGGUGACAGGAACUUCUGCCGUCUCACCUUCUGAGCCCAUUCUCAGCUAUGAGAACAUUUUAAAGUGUGCUUUUCAAGAAAUAACAGUCCAGCAGGCAGCUGAAGACGUUUCCACCAUAGACCAUUUCCUAGAAAUAAGCAGUGAAGAAAAACCUGGCCUUGAAUGUGUACAUAAAUUGUGUAACGAAUCCAGAAAACUCUGGAGAGCCCUUCAGAGCAUACACACCACGUCUACUUCUCAGUGCCUCUGGAGCGAGUCCCGUUGCCAGGAGAACUUCUUUCUUGUUCUCGGAAUAGAUGCUGCGCAGAAGAACCUUUCUGCAGGCGAGGGCCACAUCAUGGAAGAUUGUGACCUCAAAGAGCCUGAAGGACUCCUCACUGUCAGCAGCUUCUGUCUCCAGCAUUGCAAAGCCCUGAUCCAGACCAAGGUGAGUGGCCACCAAGGAGAGGCCUCAGGGAACCGCGCUGGCGGUGUCCACACAUGUGGAGCCCUCCGCUUUCUCUGCAAGGAGAGGCCUCGGGGGACUGCGUUGGUGGUGUCCACACAUGUGGAGCCCUCCGCUUUCUCUGCAAGGAGAGGCCUCGGGGGACUGCGUUGGUGGUGUCCACACAUGUGGAGCCCUCCGCUUUCUCUGCAAGGAGAGGCCUCGGGGGACUGCGUUGGUGGUGUCCACACAUGUGGAGCCCUCCGCUUUCUCUGCAAGGAGAGGCCUCGGGGGACUGCGUUGGUGGUGUCCACACAUGUGGAGCCCUCCGCUUUCUCUGAUGUGAGUCAGUUGCUUGUUUUCUUCCUUUGAGUCUUAUGGAUUUCCAGAAAACAAACAUUUCUGCUAUUUAGGGCAGACAGGCAAAUUGUUAACACCACUGCAGGGUGCCAAGGAAUAUAAAUAUCAUCCGGAAAGACUCUUAGGCCAGAGGACCCAGGAUAUGGGUGGGUCACACAGGAGAACUGGCAGGAGAAGCCAGGCAGAGAAGAGAGCUGCGGGGAAGCUGAGACUCCAGGUGUGGAUGAUGAGGCUGGAAGGAUGAGGCAGGACCAGGCUGUGACUGUUGGGCCAGGGGAUGUUGACUCCGCCUGGGCAGCUGUCGUGAACGGAUCUGACUGGCGGCUUCAGUCAUAGGCCGCUUACCUUACACAGGGUCUGCCCACAGCUUUUCUCUCAUGAGCUGCCGUUCUUGCCGCAGAGUCACUUCAUCACAUCAUCACAGCCGGGCUCAAGGCGGAAGAGGGGAUGGGCAGAGAAGGGGACUUCUUCCUGCAGCUCUCUCUUUUAUCAGGGGGAAGAAAAGCUUUUCUGGGCUGGAGUCUGGAACCCACCCUCAGACCAGGUAUUGCAGGAGGGGUGAGAUGGCCAGGCCUAGCUCACCUGGUUUCCUGCUCACCCUGGAGACCUGGGACCCUGGAACACUCGGGGCUCAUUGUGUACACCCAGAAGAUGGUGGGAGGGGCGCAAGGGCGGCCGUCAGCAUGAAGAGUGACACGCAGGGAGGCGCAGGGGUAAAGUACUGCCCUGUGGCUGGUAGGAGGUGACAAGGACCUGAGACUGAGCUGGGACAGCAGGAAGGUUGCAUAGCACAGGAGGCGGCCAGGGUCAGCUUCUGGGCAGGAAUUUGGCAUGAAUGUGGCACUGUCCCCAGGUGACGUGGGGUGGGUGCCCUGCAUGGUCAGCACACAGGUGACGGUGACAGGUGCCAUGGGGCAACAGGAGAGGGCCCUCAUUGGCCAUCUUCACAGGCUGUCCAUCUUUUUGAAAAACACCGUAGCACAGGAGGAUUGUCCUAGAGCAGCAGGCCGUAAAGAAAUGUUCGUGGCUGUGUUGUUCACAACAGCCGAUGGGGGAGACGUCCAGCUGCAGCUGUUUGGGGGAAGUCUGUGGUGUAGUCCAAGAGUGGCCACUGCAGGGCUGUGAGUGUGGAAGGUAGUGGCAGCCUCCACCAAGGAGUGCCAGACACGUAGCACAAGGGCCAGAGACCCCGCCUAAGAUGUGGGCCCACUGCUGUCUUCGGGGCUGGCUGCAGGCCAGAGCCAUAGACCGAACCAUGAGGAAGCCCCGGCAUGUUUUCCCUGUGCACCUCUCUGGUGACAUCCCAUGAUGAGAAGGCUUCUAAGAGGAGAACCAAGGAGAGAACACUAGGGGGCCGAGAGGCAGGGGGCGGCCAGGGGCAAACGCCCAAGCGAGCGCUUCUCAUUGCCCGGGGUGCGCGUGCCUGACUGCUGUCCUCUCAUCUCAGCUCUCGGGGCGGCCUGGCAGCAGACAGGGGAGGCUGAUGACAUGCAGCCGCUUCCUGAAGACCCCCUCAUGCGGAGGUGGCCAGCACAUCACUAUUCCAAGGAAAAAGAUGUUCACUCCACGCAAGCUCAAAUUGACACUCUUUAAUAGCGAUGUUUGCUAAAAUCAGGAGUACUUUGUACCUUUAUGAGGAAUUUUUCAUUUUCUUCCUGGCUGGGUUCAUGUGGAAACCAGAACUGUCUGUGGAGCUGUUUUCCAGACCCCAGGCCCAUUCCUGGGAUCUCUCCAACAGGACCUGUCCUGUGCUCUGGGCUCGUCUCAGGUCUGACCAGGAGAUGGAGGAUGUGUCCUUGGCAAAGCCAAGGGGGACAGAGGUUUCUGGGUGCCAUGGCAGGCUGUCGGGGUCCAGGUGGCACCCAUGGGCCCCCUGCCCCAUGUGAAUGCUGCUGGCACCUGGUGGGGGGUGCCCAGGGAUAGACCCUGGGCAUGGAUGGCUUCUGGGCUGCUUAGUCCAGGCGGAACAACUUGUGGUCAAAUCCAUGAGUUCAGAGGAAAAGGGGAAGGCACUGAAAAGUCACCAGAGACAGCUGUUGAGACCGCUCAGAAGCCCUCUGUCUGUCACACUCUGCCCUGGCUGCUGUGUGGUCAGGGCACCAUGAGGGUGUGCAGAUGUGCUGUUCCCUCAAAGCCUCGCAGGUGCCCUCACUGCCUGGGCCCCUGCCCAGCAGCCUCAAGGACGGGCCUUUCUCCCUCAUGGUUGUGGACAGGAGGUCGCACCACUGGCCUGCGAGAGCUUCUGGUGGGCCCGUGGCUUCCCCUAAUUAUCUGUUAAGGAAAACUGUGCUCUUUGAAGAGAAGAGCCAAGAAGUCAGCCCUGACUUUUGUAAAAUUUUAUUAAAUAAAACCGCCUAGAUAA